Messenger RNA from Durio zibethinus, 1089 nucleotides. Its product is annotated as membrane-anchored ubiquitin-fold protein 4-like. NCBI's taxonomy places the organism in Eukaryota, Viridiplantae, Streptophyta, Magnoliopsida, Malvales, Malvaceae. The record is from RefSeq and is a predicted model, not a curated record. Gene Ontology annotation, molecular function: protein binding.
GAAAAAAAGGAACUGAUACAAGAAAAAAAAGCUAACAAAAUUACUGAAAGAAAAAAGGAAAAAAGGAAAGCGUGAAGAUCGGGUCUAAUCUGGGGUUCUUUUGAAGAUUUAACCAAAUCUUGGAAUCUGUAAAGUAUUGCCCAUAUAAGACCGUCAAGAAAAAAAGAGCUCUGACGAUUCAUUUCAUCCAUUUUUAAGGAAGUGAAAAGAUUAUAUCUUAGUGGUGAAUUUGGGAAGUAAUUUUUUUUCAAAGGGUUUUUAUUCGUUUGAAUUUGGUGGAAAAGUUUGGAAAUUCAAAUGCCGGAGGAGGACUUGGUAGAACUUAAGUUCCGAUUAUAUGAUGGAUCGGAUAUCGGUCCAUUUCGAUACUCGCCUGCUUCAACUGUUGCUAUGCUCAAGGAAAGAAUUGUUGCUGAUUGGCCCAAAGAUAAAAAAAUAGCACCUAAGGAAGCCAAUGACAUCAAACUGAUAAAUGCUGGGAAAAUUUUGGAGAACAACAAGACUGUUGGCCAGUGUAGAGUACCUUUUGGUGAUCUCCCUAAAGCUGUCAUCACCAUGCAUGUUGUUGUGCAGCCAUCUGUAACAAAAGCUAAAACAGCAGAAAAGAAGGUGGAUGAGGUCCCCAGAAAGAACUUCUGUUCUUGUUCCAUAUUGUAAAAAAGUUCGGUCUUGAUUCAGAGUCAAGCUGGUGAGAUGGCCUCAUUGGUUCCUGAGAUCUGCCUAGCCAUGAACAUGGUCGCUGGAAGCACAAAAUAAUUAGUAAAACAGUGCCAUCCCCCAUUGUUACACGGUUUGUUUGAGGGCAUUCUUGAGUAACAGUGAUGCUAGUGAUGAUGUAUUUGCGUCUUUAUAAAACGGGUGUUUCUUGUAUUUGGUAGCUGCCUUUUUUUCUCUUCAUUAUUUAUCUAAUAGAAAGCUUAUGGAUUCAUUGACAUAUAUAUACACACACGGUACUCUUUGAGCCAUGAUCUUGAUACUAUCUUGUUAUAUUAAGACUGGGGAGAAGUCUUGGACGCUUUCUGAACCCUUGAAAAUUAUAGUGUAAAUCAAAUCUAGUGUGGUUUGAUGAUUAAACUUUCCAUCCAAUUU